This is a messenger RNA of Zeugodacus cucurbitae (melon fly), 6906 nucleotides long. RefSeq names its product zwei Ig domain protein zig-8 (gene dpr1). The transcript has 8 exons. The record is from RefSeq and is a predicted model, not a curated record. Gene Ontology annotation, cellular component: neuron projection membrane. Gene Ontology annotation, biological process: synapse organization. NCBI's taxonomy places the organism in Eukaryota, Metazoa, Arthropoda, Insecta, Diptera, Tephritidae. Bases 2567 to 3760 code for a protein of 397 amino acids.
UCGAGUGUGUUGCACGUAUACGCGCGUUCGUGGCGGAAGCAAAUGCAAGCGAAAUUAAUUUUGAUUUAGAAAUGCACCAAAUUGUAAUUAAGUAACAGCAAUAAAAGGUACGAAAAGAAUUGCAAGUGGAACGGUGAUCUUUAAUAAAAGUUAAAUAAAAAAAUUUAAAUGAGUUUGUGGAGUGACAGCCUAAAUGUAGGCAUCAAACUUGCAACAUAUUUGUGGUCUAAGCGUAACUCAGAACCUGGAGCUUGCUUAGCGGCUAGUGUAGUGUGCUAGUUAGUGGCAGUGGUUUAUUUCAAACUCACACACAAUGCAGUACAGUUACAGUAACUUUGUUGCUGCCGUUACUUCAGGGCGUUAAAUGCUGUUGCCUACAAGUAGGCGCAAUAAGAUAAAUGACAUCGUGGCAUGGUUUUGCCAAAACAGUGUUGCCUCAGCAUGCCUGUGCAGCUGAAGUAAAUAAAUGAGAUUACAGUCACUGGCAGGUGAAGUACCGAAAAACACCCAAAAAAUUUGAAGCAGAAAAUAACAACAAAAGCCAAACUCUUAUGCCAGCCAAGGUAAAAAUAGCGCAGUUUGCACGCGAGAUUGAUAUAAAUUAAGUGCCAUUUAUGCUUGAAGUGAAAUAUUAUCCGGAAUAAGUAAGUGUUAUAAAUGGUGUGACAUAUUUUUCGGCGCCACAACAACAUAACUGACAAUAAAAAUAACGAGAGCACCGCGACAACAACGACAAUCAAAAUAUGAAAGUGAGCAGCUUUGUCUGAAUUAAAGUGGCACAUAUAGAUUAAUUGAAUGAAUUAGAAGUGUUGAUGGUGAUUUUAAUUGAAAUUGAAGGCGGCUACUAUGGGUUGGCACUGAAAAGUAUGCAAUACCGAAAUGAGAUUGUCAAAUUGAAGUGUGACAAAAUGUGGUAAAUGGCAAAAUUGCAAGAAAUAUUGAACGGAAAUCAUUUGCAUAAUUUACAUUUCGAGGCGUUCAAGCGUUGAGGAGUGCAAACACGAAACACGAGCGAAAAAGAGAAAGUGAAAUUAAUUGGACUAAUAAGUGGUUAUGAAGAAAAUUUAUGCAAUGUCAAGUUGAUUAAUGACAAUACAGGUGGUGGAAGUGUUGUUGCAUAUUCAUUUGUACUCAGCAUUUAACAAUAACAAAUGUUGUUUUGAAAGUGCAACAGAAGCUUUAACGAAAGCCAUUGAAGCAAUUAACUAAACAUAAAGAGUUUGUUCCAUAAAAAAACCAGGUGUUAGAGAUUUUCAUAUAAUACUGUUACAAAUGUAAACUAAGAAAGGGAGUAAAAAAUACUCACACAUCAAAAGAAAUUCACUUUGACCCAUUUCGAAGAUUGUCGCGUAAACACUGUAACGCGCCGAAACGCGGUUAACCCGCCAUUAAAAAGCACAAUUGUGUGUUUGUAAGCGAAGAAAUACAAAAACAGAAAGUAGAAGCAGUGGUGUAAGAAAACUGUGAAAAAAUUGUGAAAAAACGAAAUCACGUAAACGGGCGCAAAAACAAAAAAACAUUACACCUACACCGGCCACUCAAUGGCAGCAGCAGCGACAGCAACGAGCGCUUGAAGUCGAGUUAAGUGCUUACUGCGCGCCUAGAGGUAGGCAACGAACAGCGUGGCAGCUGGCAGUUGGCAGCUGAGUAACGGCGCGUGAGUGGCGUGGGUAGCGCUAACUGUAACCAGCCAAAAACAGUCUACAAUUCAAGCAUUCGCCUGCCUGCUCGACGCCUGACUGUCUGCUUGGCUGCCCACCUUUUCACCACUUGGUCGCCUGCCAGCCAAGAAAACAACAAAGCGCGCACGGCGAAUGAAGUGUGCAGCGCAGAGAAAAACAUUUAGAAAAGCGAGAAAGUGAGAGAAAAAGGAAAACAACAUUUUGGGUUAUUAGUCCCGUGAGUGUUUUUUAAAAAGACCAUUUUUCUGGUAUUUCACUGGCACUAAUUUGAUGAAAUCUUUAGUUGGCAUUUUUCGUGCCACCCCAGUUCUCACUGAACACCACGGCUGUCAGACUCGAUUUUGGCAUUUUUCUUUUUUGCACAGCUCCAUUUGCCCCGAGUCAUCAUAUUAGCUGUAGCGCGGUUGUAUCGGGGGGCGAAACAUUGUUAUGAUUGUCGGAAAUGUGCACAAUUAUUAGAGCGAAAUUGAAAAAAGUGACGCUGAGAGAGGGCGCUGUGACUAGCCCUAGAGGAUACGCAUAAGCAAAGCGCUGAUAAACACUUUAAAUACUUGCUCGCGGCGCUAAAGACUAUUUGGGGACGCUUGCGCGACGAGCUGUUUGUUGUUGUGCGGGCACGUGUUUUUCAAUUUGCCUGAAAAUAUUCUCACUCAACCGUCUAACGCCACCAGCAACGAAUAAUCAACUGAAAGAACGCAUCAACAACGCUUGGACUCGCCUCUUCGUGCGGCGCCUAUUAAUUCGUUGCAAUUAAACAAAAGCCUUACUGUUGGCAGUGUCUAAGCGGAAGCGCCCGAGUGUGGCAAGGUGGAACUGCAAUUAGCAUCAAAUCAAACCUUUCACACACACAGAGACAGAGACACACACACCGGUGGAACGACAAAAUGAGUUCUUCAAGUUCGCUUCGGGCUGGUGGCGCGUUCAGCUCCGCGCUGCAGCUCCUGCUCCUAUUGGCAGCCAUGCAAGAAUCGCUGAGCUCUUACUCGACUACAACAUCGACGACGACGGUCUCGCCAGCGAACCUGCUGCCAUAUUUCGACUUCGAUGUACCGCGCAACUUGACGGUGACGGUCGGCCAGACGGGCUUCCUGCAUUGUCGCGUCGAGCGAUUGGGCGAUAAAGAUGUCUCUUGGAUAAGAAAACGUGACUUACACAUUUUAACGGCGGGUUCAACGACCUACACAUCAGAUCAGCGGUUUCAGGUAAUACGACCUGAAAAUUCUGGCAAUUGGACACUGCAAAUAAAAUACCCACAACAGCGCGACUCUGGCAUCUAUGAGUGUCAAAUUAACACAGAGCCGAAGAUGUCGCUGUCAUACACGUUCAAUGUGAUUGAGCUCAAAGCCAACAUAAUCGGGCCAACGGAUUUGUAUGUGAAGAGUGGCAGCGAUAUAAAUCUCACAUGUCGCAUCAUGCAGGGGCCGCACGAGUUGGGCAACAUAUUCUGGUACAAAGGCACCGAAAUCAUUGACAUGUCAGCGAAUCUAAAUGAGAUCGACAGCGCGACGCGGAUUAGCGUCGACAACGAUUGGACAGAUGGAUUGACAUCAAGAUUGAAAAUUCGCCGUGCCAUGCCCUCUGACACCGGAAAUUAUACGUGUGUGCCAACGAUAGCGAAAUCAUCCUCGGUUUAUGUGCACGUCAUAAUCGGUGAGCACCCUGCGGCCAUGCAACACAACUCGAGCAGCAUGUACAGCGGCAAUUUCUACUGUAGCAUUUGUUGCAUGCUCUUCACCAUUUUCACUUGUUGUUUGCAACAUUUCCUCGCAACAACAACAGCGGCGGCAACAAUACUCACUGUGGCAACCAGAAGCGCCAGCAAAUGCAGCAGAAGUAAUAACAACAGCAACGACGGCGGCGGCGGUGGCGACGGAAGCGGGGGUGAAACUUCAACGGCAACGCCACAAUGCACAGCACGCGCCACCAAUGACUGCAGGUGCGUGAGUAUAGGGUGUAGCAACAGGCGCAACUACCAAAGACACAGUCGCAGCCGCCGCAGCCCGAGGCGCAUUAGCAUUAGUGGUGCAACCGCAAGAAGUUCGCAUGCAACACGCGCACUCAGCGAAAUUACAAGAUGAAGAUGAAGUUGUGACCGAGCACAAACAAUUAUACUGACUCACACACUCACACACUCAUACAUACAUAUAUACAAACACAUGCAGGAGUACGGCGCUAAAUGAAGUAGUUGACGCAACAGUUGCGCGCUAUGCUGAAGGCCCGCGCGGGCGUUGAGUUGGCAAAACGAAAUGGGAGCAGUGCUGAAGCGGCAAAAGGCGUCUUGCCGAGUGCAGCAGUUCGGGGCGCGCAAGUGUGCAGAGGGGCGUUAACGCAUUAAAGUUAAAACACUCACGCACCCAAGUGCUGCAAACAACGCGGUUGAACGUCCUGUUCCGCGCCGCACCGCCCCUUCCCGCGUUGUGCCGCAAGAGACCAGGCGCAGCUGGUGAUUAAACGGCGAACGCGGCGCCAGUGUGUGUGUGCGAUUUUAACGAACAAGCGCGCAGCUCUAGCCGAGCACUCGGCGACCUGCAUUCGACUCACUUGUGGCGCCGCCUCCCGCCUGACUCUCCUCGCGUUGGAGUGCCGCGUCAGCAUAUGACCAGUUUACUGCCGACUGAGGCCCAGCCGCGCCACAUUGCCACAUUUUUCUCAUUGAACGAACUCGCGCGCUCGGCUGUGCGGCCAUUUGGGUUAGAAAUUUUUACGAAAUUACUUUUACUUUCCCACACACAUAAACUGAUAUAAAACGUACACGACGGACUACUGAUAAUAAGUUAAAAUGUGGAGAAACACAUAAACACACACACACGCACGCAACCUUUAAGAUACAUACAUAUAGAUGAGAUAGAUUCAAGAAAUCAAAUAACUGUAGUGAAAUUUAAGCGAAACACUUGUAGUGAAUAUAGUAAUUAUAGUAAAAAUAACAGUAAAAGUCAAACCAAAAAAAUCAUAGCAAUUAAGCCAACAACUAAAAUUGAAGAUUCUCACACACAUACAUAUAUAUAUAUAUAUAUAUAUGAAUAGUCUAAUUUAAUACCUUAGAUGUAAGCGUGCAUGUUGAGCGGUGCGUGCUGAGUCAUCCGUUUUGAGAUCAGUAAUUGAAUUGCUGCAUCUAGCGGUGGUACGUUGGUAUGGUGAUGCUAAAAUUUAAGACUUAUUAGUCAUAGUUGAAAUUUGAUUGAAAUUGUUGCUGUAUGCAUAAUGGCUUCUGUACUUGUGCAUAUGUAUGUGUAUGGAAAUAUUGACCUCGGUAGUUAUAUAUAUUUUGCCUUAAAACUUGGCUGAUGCUCAUUGCAUUUGUUGUUGUUUUCUUGAGCAAAGCUUUCAAAAUAUCAUUUUCGAUUCAAAACAGCUGACCAUCUACUUUUACUUAAGGGGCACACCUAGUGUAAUGGCCUAAAAAAAAGUGAUUUUUGGGAAUUUUUAUUAAAAAAACUACUUUAUCAAUUAUUUCAAAAUUUCAAGAAUAUAUAUACAUGUUUCAAGAAUAUACAGUGAAAUUUUUGAAAAAAAAAAUUAAAUAUUUUUUAAAUUAUAGUCGAUCUCCAACGGCGCGAAAAAAAGGUCCUUCACUGCUGCAGUGAUUCCGGCCACCUCCGUGGAUGAAAUCUAAAAAAAAAAAAAAUUCUCCUUAAACUAGAUAAUAUUGUCUGGACAAUGACCUACGAUAAAAAAAAAAAAUCAAAAAUUGACAAUACGGCGGCUUUAAAAAAAAAAAUAGAAGAAUUUUACCCAAAAUUUUGGUCGUUUUUAGCCUGCCAAAAUACGAUUUUUUGAUCAGAUCAAAAAUCGAUAGGUCAUUGUACGGAGAACUAUAUAAAGAACAUGUAAAAAAUACUCGAUAGUGAUCGGAUCAUUUGUUUUUGAGUAAUCACUGCAUCAAAUUUGGAAAAUGAUGUUUCGAGAAAAACGCGUUUAAAGAUAAAAUGAUGGUAUUCACUGUUACCGAGCGGCUGCUCUUUAAAUUGCUAUAACACAAAAACUAUUUGAGAUAUCGAUUUGAAAUUUUAAUAUGUUAUUUUUAAAGGUAAUGUAAUCUACCGAAAUAUGAACCAAAAAAAAAAAAAUGAUUUUUUUUGAAAAUUCACACUAGGUGUGCCCCUUAAAUUUAUAAAUAUUUCUUUUCCGGUCUCAACUCGGAUUCAGAAUCUUAAAUUUUUGUACAAAUAGUUGCAUUGAAUUAUUUUGGUAUAUGAAAUUCAGUUGUGAAUCGAACAAUAAACUGGCAUAACUCUCUUAAAACUGGUAUAAGCAAAUAUGAGGUGAUUGAAAAUCGUGUAUAUGACUUUGAAGAGUUCUCAAUAUAUUCUCUUAUAUCAAAUUGAACUUUAUAAAUUUGGUGUUGCGCUCAGAUAUAAAUUAAAAGCAUAAUUCGAGCUUAACAAGCAGAAACGUGGCGAAUCGAAAGCUGCUCAUACUUUACCAUAUUUCAAAAUCGUUUCAAAAAUUUAAGAAUUGCCGUUAAAUUUUCUUAUUGUAAAUUAAUUAAAGGAUUACAAAUAAAAAAAAUUCACUUUUAUUUUCUCCAAAAAAAAUUAUUAUUUUUUUUUUAAUAUUCCUGCUUGCCCCACUUCUCAUUCUAUCCGGCGGCGUAUUGCCCAUUCAUACAGACAUAUGUACAUGUAUCUAUACAUAAUGAAAUGUGUAAUUGUAUGCAAAAAAUAGUUGGUACGCGUGUGUUCACCUGGCGGCGUUGAAGACACUCAAAUAUAUGCGCGUGGCUAUGUAAUUAGUAUAACGGGGCGUCGGAGCAUUUAAGCGACACACAGUGAAUGUGAAAAUGAAAUGAAUGAUAAUAAAAUUAAUUGGUUAAAAUUUGCAAUAAUGAGUGGCUAAAUGAAAUUUAAUACCAUGCACAAUAUAGCUGUAGCCGUAAUUUGUAAUAAUAAGCAGUGUUUUUUAAAACCCCCAUGUACAUAUACAUACAUAUAUUCACCUAUUGCUAAUUAUAACUACAUUUAAUAUAUUUAAUGGAGUAAAACUAACUUUUAUAUGUCGGCAUUGCAAUUGUGCAAUAUAAUAUUUGUGAGUGCUGAAAUUAAUUUGAAUUUUUUCAAUGUCAUUGAAAACGAGAUUUUCGCGUGGAAAAUAAAAUUAUUUUGAACUGCAAAAAUAUAAUGCGGCGCUCCAUCAUGUGAUUUUUGCACAUACACACAUACACUUUUUUGAAGUUGGUGGCGAAAAUUUGAUACUUUAUUUUAUUCCUAGAAUUAUUCUCAUGAAA